Molecule: messenger RNA, 403 nt
Organism: Ixodes scapularis (black-legged tick)
Lineage: Eukaryota; Metazoa; Arthropoda; Arachnida; Ixodida; Ixodidae
Exons: 5
Coding region: 1-336 (111 amino acids)
Source: RefSeq, a predicted model, not a curated record
AUGGCGAUGGUGGAGAAGCUCAUUGAAGAGAAAAUCACCGACGCUCAGUUAGCCGCGAUCGUCAAAAGCAAGCUUCCCGAGGUCCAGGUCUGCCUCAUGACCAUGGCCGCCAUGACACCCGAAAUCACCGUCAAGGUCGUGGAGUUAAUGCUGCCGGCCAUGAACGAUUGCGGCGUGAAGAUUGCAGCUGCCGAACGAUCACAAUGGAAAGGCAUGUUCGACGACUGUUCUCGAGAAGCCACCGCCACUGUGAAGGUUUCGACAGGAAUGGGGGAUGACGAUGCUAAACUUUUCGACGAAGGAAUGGACUGUUUGAGAGCUGCUCUGACCUUCUAAUCGACUGUAGGAGCUGAAUAUCCUGAAUAUAUAGCUAGAUUAUCCGUGGAGGUUACGCCGACGACGA